AUGGCCGGCGGCACCGCCACCGUCUGUUCCAUGUGCGGCGACGUCGGGUUCCCCGACAAGCUCUUCCAGUGCGCGCGCUGCCGCUACCGCUUCCAGCACUCGUAUUGCACGAACUACUACGGCGACGGGGCGCCGGCGUCGGCCGGGGCCGACAUGUGCGACUGGUGCCUCGGCGACGUCGCCGGGAAUAAGGCGAGGAGGUGCGGCUCCGCAUCUGGGAAGCAGCAGGCCUCUGGAAGCCAGGACUCAAUCACGACGAACUCCUCCGGGAGGACCGACAAGGCGGCCAGCGGCGGCGACCAGGAGAGCGGGCGGCAGGUGUCGACCAAGGUGGGCGGCCGCAGGUACAAGCUGCUCAAGGAUGUCCUGUGUUAGUACUUAGUUGUAGGUCUUGCGAUUGCGAACCUGAGCAGCAAAAUAACACUAGCAAGCUAGUCAUGAGGAUUCAGCAGUUAGCUUAUAUUAUAGCCAAGGCAGGUAGUUAGUUUGAUCGUUGUGCAUAGUAUAUGC
Messenger RNA from Lolium rigidum, 510 nucleotides. RefSeq lists its product as uncharacterized. The record is from RefSeq and is a predicted model, not a curated record. Lineage: Eukaryota; Viridiplantae; Streptophyta; Magnoliopsida; Poales; Poaceae. Bases 1 to 375 code for a protein of 124 amino acids. The transcript has 2 exons.